UAUAAAAUCCAGCAUCAUACCCUGAUAUCACAUUCUCAAUUCUGCAUCCAGACAAACGAACACAUCGAGCACAUAAAUUACAUUCAAACCCACUGCCUAUCACCAUGUCAGCCCCUCCAGCCCUGAACAUCCCCCCCUCACCCUCCACAGUCACAGUCUCCAUAAUCGACACCACCAUCACCGUCCCCUUCCCCGCCAGCCUCGUCCUCCACCCCAUCAUCAACAGCAUCACCCAGCUCACCGCAAACGCCUACUGUUUCCUCAUCACCCACUUCCCCUCUAACCAGACCAUUCUCUUCGAUCUCGGGGCACGCAAAGAUUUUGACAGCAAUGCACCAGCACUAGUCCAGCGCCUUCGCGCUUUCGGCAUAAACCCUACGAUUGAGAAAGAUGUCCCUGAGAUCCUGGAGGAGGGCGGGAUGGAUUUGAAAGAUGUUAAUGCGGUUAUUUGGAGCCAUCAUCAUUGGGAUCAUACGGGGGAUAUGUCGAAGUUUCCAUCGACGACGGAGUUGGUAGUUGGGCCAGGGACAUCGACAAUGUGGCCUGGGUAUCCUGCAAAUCCGGAAUCGCUGCUACUAGAGAGUGAUUACAAGGGCCGUCCAACCCGCGAGAUCACCUUCGAUCACUCCCCAACCGGUCUUAAGAUAGGUCGUUUCCCAGCCUUCGAUUACUUCGGCGACGGGAGUUUUUACCUCCUCGAUGCCCCUGGCCACGCAAUCGGGCACAUGUGCGCCCUUGCUCGAACCACUUCCACCCCGCAAACCUUCAUCUUCAUGGGCGGCGACACAUGCCGACACAUGGGUGAACUGCGCCCAAGCCCUUACUUCCCCCUCCCCGCCACUCUUUCUCCCUCCCCCCUCUCCCCCACAAAGACCGCAUACACAACCUCCUGCCCCAGCUCUCUCUUCCUCUCCCUCCACCCUUCCAGUUCCGCAACCGCACCAUUCUACACCCUUGCCCUGGACUCGAAGGGGAAGAGUCUAGUAUGUGUUGAUGUCAACGACGCAGAGCACACGCUGGAGAGCGCGAGGGAGGUGGAUGCGGGGGAGGAGGUGUUGGUGGUUAUGGCGCAUGAUGCGAGUUUGAGGGGGGUGGUGGAGUGCUGGCCUCAGACGGCGAAUGGGUGGUUGGAGAGUGGGUGGGGUGUGGAGGGGAGGUGGAGGUUUUUGGGGGAUUUUGUGGGGGAGAAGGAGGGGGAGAAGGGCGGGGUGGAGGCGGGGGAGGAGGCGCGGCUGUGA
Molecule: messenger RNA, 1238 nt
Organism: Pseudogymnoascus verrucosus
Lineage: Eukaryota; Fungi; Ascomycota; Leotiomycetes; Thelebolales; Thelebolaceae
Exons: 3
Coding region: 105-1238 (377 amino acids)
Source: RefSeq, a predicted model, not a curated record